Camelina sativa (false flax) is the source of this 1567-nucleotide messenger RNA. Its product is annotated as dof zinc finger protein DOF5.1-like. Gene Ontology annotation, molecular function: DNA binding; DNA-binding transcription factor activity. Gene Ontology annotation, biological process: regulation of DNA-templated transcription. Lineage: Eukaryota; Viridiplantae; Streptophyta; Magnoliopsida; Brassicales; Brassicaceae. The record is from RefSeq and is a predicted model, not a curated record.
UUCCUUUUUUUGCUCAAAAACAAAACCAUUAAAAAAAAAACUAAAGAAAGAAAUAUCAUCCAAGAAGAAAGAUCAAAGAUGGUUUUUUCUUCAUUUCCUACUUAUCCUGAUUCGUCAAACUGGCAACAACAACAUCAACCAAUCACAACCACCGUUGGAUUCACGGGAAACAACAUCAACCAGCAGUUUCUCCCUCACCAUCCCCUCCCACCGCAACAACAACAAACGCCUCCACAGCUUCACCACAACAACGGUAACGGUGGAGCCGGUGGUCCCGAUGGACCUGGUGGGUUAAUCCGGCCAGGUUCGAUGGCGGAAAGGGCAAGGCUAGCCAACAUACCACUGCCUGAAACUGCCUUGAAGUGUCCAAGAUGUGACUCAACCAACACCAAAUUCUGUUACUUCAACAACUACAGUCUCACUCAACCUCGCCACUUCUGUAAGUCAUGCCGUCGUUACUGGACACGUGGCGGUGCUCUAAGGAGCGUUCCCGUCGGUGGCGGUUGUCGUAGAAACAAAAGAACCAAAAACAGCAGCGGUGGAGGUGGCGGUAGCAGCAGUAGCGGUAAUAGCAAGUCACAAGACAGCACCACAAGCAACGAACAAUACCACCACCGAGCCAUGGCUAACAAUCAGAUGGGACCACCGUCUUCUUCAUCGUCUCUGAGCUCGUUGCUGUCUUCUUACAACGCAGGACUAAUCCCCGGACAUGAUCAUAACAACAACAACAUACUUGGACUUGGAUCAUCUUUGCCUCCUCUCAAGCUCAUGCCUCCUCUAGACUUCACUGACAACUUCACCUUACAAUACGGUGCCGUGUCAGCUCCUUCUUACCAUAUAGGCGGUGGAAGCAGCGGCGGAAGCGGAGGAGCGGCAGCUCUUUUGACCGGUUUUGACCAGUGGAGAUUCCCAGCAACAAACCAACUUCCUUUAGGUGGUUUAGACCCGUUUGAUCAUCAACAGCAAAUGGAGCAGCAAAAUCCGGGUUACGGUUUAGUUACCGGGUCGGGUCAGUACCGACCUAAGAACAUUUUCCAUAACCUUAUCUCCUCUUCGUCUUCUGCUUCAUCAGCUAUGGUUACAGCCACCGCCUCGCAAUUAGCUUCAGUGAAAAUGGAAGAUAGUAACAAUCAACUCAACUUGUCUAGACAGCUUUUUGGAAACGAACAACAGCUUUGGAAUAUUCAUGGCGCUGCUGCAGCAUCCACGGCAGCUGGUUCGUGGAGUGACGUCUCUAAUAAUUUCAGUUCUUCUUCUACUAGUAAUAUAUAAUCAGUUACUCAUCUCUCUGAGGAAUCUAUUGUGAUGAUGAUGAUGCUCUUAUUAAUUUCUUAUUGGGUGUAGUAUGAUCUUAUGUACUUGGUUUGAAGUUAGUACAUCAAUCGAUCUACUAGGUUUUUGUUUUUUGUCGUCCCUUUUUUUUUUGUUGGAUUAUCUUGGUUGGUGUUCUUAGGUUUAAAUUAGGGUUUUUCUAUUGCAAAUUUUAUUUUUCAUGUUUUAGUAUGAAGAUAUAAUCUCAUACAUGCGUGUAGUAUGUUCUAAUAAUAUAUUUUACUUAUUUAUAAUA